AUGUUUUGUGUAUCGAUAAUCUUGAAUUUAUUCGGUUUAAUAUCGACUUCGUAUUUGGAGGUCGAAUCGAAUUUUAUGAAGCCGAAGUUGGAGCGUAAUAAUAUACUCAAUAAAGGUCUAUGGGUGAGGAAUGAAGUUUCAAAGCCCAGCACCAAUUCGUUCAUAUUUAGAGCGAAUUCAUUAGAUGCUGAUAACAUGCUGCAAAGUAAUUAUGACUUAUUCAGUGAUAAUUUUAUACAAAACGGACCAAUUGUGACGAGUUAUGUUGAGAGAAAUAAACGAUCUGCGUACAAUAAGAAGCAAAAACGAAGAGAGAAUAAUAAAAAAUGCAACGACGCAAAAUGCGCGAAAGAUAAUUCCGAAGGAGCUGCCAAUAAACCUGAUGAUUUAUUAAAAACAAAUAAAUUAAAACCAUCAGUUUUUAAUGACUAUCCAUAUGAUGUAUCUGAUAUAUUGAAUAAUGGAGUGUUGAAAGCAAUGGCUGACGGAGUACAACAGAAAUUCAUUAAUAAAGAGGAAGUAACUACUAUUUUGCCAAAUAUAACAAACCAUAAUCCAAUUAACGGUAAGAGAAGUAUGUCAGAAACAAAAGAUUACGAAACGAGGUUGAUUAAAAAACUUGAGUUUGUUGAACCAAUUAAUAAAACCGACGAUAAUGAUAUAAAUAAAUUAGAUCGUAGCGUAUUUGAUAGAGAAAAAGACAUUGUGUGGCACCAAACAGCGCCUAUUGAUGUAAAUGUCUAUAAAGUAUUGCCAAAAACAGACGAUUCAAUAAGAUAUAAGCCCAUAUCUGAAAGAGGUUUAAUUAAAGUUCUAUCAAUGCUAACAAAGACAUUCAAAAAAAUUAUGAAGCAACAUAACGAUAUUAAGGACAUACAUAAACAACUUCGCACCAUGAACGAAGACUUUAUGAAGAACGUGAAUGCAUUGAAUAAACAAUUCACUGAUUUCGACGCAAAAUACACUGAAAUUUUAAAAGUCAAUACAGAGUUGAAGAAAAUGGAGGAGAAACUAAAGACGAAAGAACAGUAUUUCAAUCAGAAAGAAAAGGAGUUCUCUAAGAAUUUAAUUGAUUUCGAAAACCAGCAAAGGAAAUUCUUAGCGCAACAGAAACAAUUUUACAGUGUACAGAAGUUAAUGCUUGAACAGAAUGAAAAAAUAAAUCUAAAACAGAACAUCAUUGCUAAGACACAGAGCGAAAUAUCGCAUAGGCAGAACAAUUUUGCACGAAUCCUAAAAAAAGCUAAGCAAAUCUAUUCCAAUAUGAAAGUUCCUCAAGGCGUUACACUGAAUUUAGGUAUUAAACCAAAAAUGUUCAAACCCAAACAAGAAUCGAAGGAUUCUAAUCCUACAUCGACACCUAGACCUACAACGAAGCCAGUUAAAAUCAAUCUAUUAAAUAUACCCGAAGCGCCACCCAUACAAAACUAUGACAGACUCAUACUAGACGAAAAAGAUUAUCAAAACAUCGACGAUUUAAUUUAUAAAUACUAUUUCAACAACACCUUCAUAGAUGACAUUAUGAGAAACAAAAUACUCGCGAGCCUUGGCACAUCUGAAAAGCGUAAUGCAUUGAUUAAAAAAAACAAACGAAACGAAGCCAUUGACAAAAGAACGACAAUUCUUUUACCAGUUAACAAAAUGGAUACGGACAAAGAUCUGACUCGGAAAAAUCUGCAAAGAGAAAGACGGUGGAUAAAACAUUCAAAGAAUUCGAAAAGAAAACUCGUAAAGACUGCACCAACAACAACUACUAUUAGACCUAAUAUUAAAAAUGUGGAAAAUAAAGGAAAUAUCGAUGCAUCCAAAGCCAAUCCGUUUAUUGUAAUGGCGACCAGUUUUUGCAAUGAAAUAGGACAAAAUACAAAUGCGCAAAUUUUAAGCUGGUGUAUAGAAAAAGCUUUACGUAGACUUCAAAUUAUGGAUUUGCAAACACACUCUCCUAUACAAGAUAUGUCAAAGACACAACUUCCGGCCACCGCACGCACCGUACCUGAAAAUUCAAAUUUUGUCAUGUUCUUUCCGGAUAAUGAUGAAUUGGAGUCAAAUUUGAAACAAUACGAGUUGAUACCCGACAACGAAGGAACUGUGUAUUUUGAUCGAAGUUUGCAUUCAAGUGACAUAGCGAAACUUACUAAUAGCGAAGGUUUCUCAGACAUAAUGCCAGGUCUGGACAGUAACUCUCGGGUUGAAGUGGACCCAAGGGCCUUUGAUUUUCAAGCAAGAAGGCGAGCCAAUGUGCAGAGGAUCAACGAAAGAAUUAUGAAGUUGAAAAUGGUUAGAAGAUAA
Molecule: messenger RNA, 2289 nt
Organism: Zerene cesonia (dogface butterfly)
Lineage: Eukaryota; Metazoa; Arthropoda; Insecta; Lepidoptera; Pieridae
Exons: 8
Coding region: 1-2289 (762 amino acids)
Source: RefSeq, a predicted model, not a curated record